GCUAGCCUUGGUCUCUCUCUUUUUUCUUUUUUUUUUUCUUUUUGCAGCGUUUAAGUGCUCGUAACGCAUAAGUGUCCAUUUGAUAUUUUUCUUGGCCGUAUGUAACAUAGUUCACCUCUUGACGGUUUACUGCUCGUGCAAAUGACAGUGUUAUUUUUUUUAAAAGGCUGUCUCCCGUUCUACAGACUCUUAAGGCGGGCAGCGUGAGCGUGGAGACUGAGUAAAUGUAGCGGUGCCAGCCUUAUUAGGGAGCGCGUUGUUCUUUUGCCAAGAAUCCGGGAAUAUCUGCAGACUUGUAUAUUAGCGUGAGCUUAUGUCAGAUUUAGAAAUCAGUUCUGCAGUUUUGGAUGAUUCAGAGAGAAGGAAUUAUUUUUAAAGCUCAUGCUAAAACUACAUUUCCAAUAUUGUAAUGGAAAUGUUUGUUUUCUAGGGUGGAAGUGCUUCUAUCGUUGAUGGCUUUAACUGACCCUCAGGAGGGGAAGCUGACUCAGUCUCAAGAGAAAGCGUUACAUUCGUUGGGUAUUUGGAAAACCAUAUUUGCUGGUGUUCCUGGACCUACAUCAUAGACAUCAGUGGAGUGACAGCCCAAAGAUGGGAGAUCAAGAUGCAGGUGAACCCUUUCUGGGUAUAGUGGCUGGUGGUACCACAGACUACGAAGGAGUUCUGCCCUCUGACACAGUAUCACUCAGCGAUUCUGAUUCCGAUGACUUUGGGUUAGCGGAUGAAGCUGAAGUUGAUACAAUAUCUCCUGAGGAGCCAUCUGUAGAUGAUGGGGGUUACCAAUCAGGGGAGACCUCCGACUCUUCAAACAGCCGUUGUAAAUCUCCCAUCCAGCCAUUCCACUUGAGAGGCAUGAGUUCUACAUUCUCUCUCCGUAGCCAGAGCAUUUUUGAUUGCUUGGAAGAGGCAGCCAAACUGUCUGUGCCCUCAUUGCCUGAAGAUAAUGUUGUUGAUGGUAGGUUUAAACGUCCUUUGCCUCCAACCACUGUUUCAAGUAACAUGGUUCCAGAAAGCCCUGGAAAGCAAACCAAACCAGUGCAGGCUCCCAAAAUUUCUGCUGCAGUUCCUGACUAUGUGGCACACCCAGAGCGCUGGACCAAGUAUAGCCUAGAUGGCGUUUCAGAGUCUAAUGACAAGACUAACAGGGCAGUGGCCAUGGAGUUUCUAGAGGGUUUGAAGAAAAGAGGAGAGGAACAAAGCUCAGCUGCCCACGAUAGCUACACCCCAUACUUCAACCAGGACCCCUCCAGCUGUGGUGCUGGAAGGAUUAUCUUCACCAAACCAACAAAAAGGGGCGUUGAUGGACUGGAAAAGAAAGUGUCAGCAGGGGAGGAUCAUAAGAAACACACAAAAACAGAUCUGAGAGGAAAAUCUCCUAAGAAGACUGAUGACUUGAGGGAGGAAGAUAAGAUAGAGUUGGGGCAUUUAGACGAUGCAAGUGGGAAGGCAACAGAGGAAGAGGGGUGCCUGAUGAUGGGGGACCUAAACAGAGAAGGUAAACUUAGUGCAAGGUUUAGUGAUGCAGAUGAAGAGCCAUUGGUGGAAACGGUUGGAUUCCAUUGCAGUAAGAAGAGGAACAGGAAAAAUUUCCGACCUAAAGUAGACCAUGAAGAGGAAGAGGAGUCCUGAAGGGUGGAGCAAAACUAGAGACAUCCAAGGACUUGUAUUGUUCUAGGAGAUCACCUUUGGAUAUGUUUGCUUUUUCUUAGCCCCUUUUUUUUUGAUCAGGAAACCAGGUGAUAGCUAACAGUUUGCAUCAUAGCAUCCAAGUCCAUUUUAUAUUGUUAGAAAUUAAGCUACCCAAAGUUCAUUCCAUACUUUUUGUUCUUGACCCUGGGCACAGGAUAACUGCACCUUAGCAGGAGAGAAAGUAGCAUGCUUUCUUUACUUGAACAGCUCCCUGGGGCUUGCUCUGGAGCUGUGGUAGUCCUGAACACCAAAGAGAAAGUUGUUAGCUUAAAGGCUGUAAGGAGGAUAAUGAAAUAAAGUCAUUCUACUCGGUCACAAAUUUGAACUUGUCCCCUAGUCCUGUAGACUCCUGGAACAAAUGUGACGAGCUCAUUAUGUAAAGAUUUUUAAAGAAUGGGAAGGGGAAAAAAAAACAAACCCUAGUCUUCCACUGGAUUCGAUUUCUCUUGGCCCUGUCCCAGGAAGGAACCCCCCCCCACACACACACACUUUUUUUUUUUUUUUAAAUACAUUCUAGGACACAGGUGGGAACUGGCAAACUGAAUUUUUUUAAGGUUGUCUUACUACUUGACUUAUUUCAGUAGUGUUAUAUGAUAAACAUAUAAAGAAACUCAGUGUCUCCUGGGGACAGGAACAACUUUGGAAACAUCCUGGUGAAAGCAGAUUCAGGAUGACUUUGGUCAAGUCCCACCACGUUGAAUAGGUUAGACUUUGCAACAACUUUUCCUCUUGGUGGUAUGGUGUGAUGUGAUGAUUUUUGGCCUGCACAUUAGUAUAUCUAUUCCAGGUGACGCUGCUUACACAUUGAUUCGUUGUGUGGAUUGGAAUGGAAUGAAGUACUCAUUAUCAGAGCUGGAUACUUUUUUUUGUUCUCUGGAUGUCAAUAAACUUUCAGUUGUAGCUUGA
Molecule: messenger RNA, 2595 nt
Organism: Struthio camelus australis
Lineage: Eukaryota; Metazoa; Chordata; Aves; Struthioniformes; Struthionidae
Source: RefSeq, a predicted model, not a curated record